AUGAGGUCAUGGCGUGCCAAGAGCUUUUGCGGCGUGAGGCUUGAACUUCUUGUCCUGCGAUUCCUUUUCAACCUCCAACAUCCAACAAGCUCGCACAUCCAGCACCACCGUCGUGUCUACGCUUCAUCUGAUCGAUUCCUUAUUUAUACGGCUGCACGGCGACGUAUAUACGGGUGCGCCAUCACACCAGAGCAGAGCGACUUGCGAGCGAGUGACGAGCUUCGCUGGGAAGCAAAUAUGGAGAACUCAUCGGCACCAUCCAACACCGCGCAUCCUGGCCAGCAGCCUAUGCAGCAGCAGCAGCUAUCGAAUCUAAUACGUACCGAGCAGGUCCAGAAGCUGCCUCAUCUUCCUGAUGCCCAGAAAGCGAUGCACACGCAGGCCGUCAGGGGCUGCUGGGAGCAAAAGCCACAGAACUUCCAGGCCCUUUUCCCUCAGAUCCAGGCCAAGGUCAACAGCCUAAACUUCAUUCUCCCGAUAUCGAUAAAUAAGGACCAGGCGGAAAGCUGGUUACAGGAAGCGAAGAAUCGAUAUGGUGCAGCACUACAGAAGCAGGAAUUGGGGAAAGUGAAGCUGGCUGAAGUGCGGCAGGCGUUUCAGCAACGUCAGGGCAACGGUAACCUGACGGCCGACGAGAUAACUGAAUUCAAGUCGAGGCAAAUCUACGCCGACAAGCUAUAUAGAGAAGGAGUUGAGUUCCUUGCAAAGUUCAAGGAGCAGCAGGAUAACUUCCGACUCCAGCACCAGCAAGCGGCUGCUGCUGCUGGCCAGCAAGCAAACCAAGGAACGCAAGCUCAGGCUUCUGGGGGAGCAGAUCAACAGAUUGUUAGCCAGGCCGCCGUCCAGCAGGCUGUUCCUGCUACUACAGGAACUCCUGCACCGCAUACUAUAAACUCAGCCGUUGUUGCAGCAAGACAAACCCCUUCUCAACCGCAACAGGGCCAGCUUCCUGGGGCAGGAGUAACACUCCCACAAGCUCAGCAACAAGGACAACAACAAACACAACAGCAAGGACAACAGCAACCAACACAGCAGCAACAGGGGCAAAUUCCGGGUAUAAAACAGCAACUUCCAGAUAGCGCAGCUUCAGCUACCAUCUCUCAAGUUCCACAGCACCAGGGCCCUCCACGCCCACUUUCACAACAAGCCGCAGUCGCUCAAGCACAGCAGAACUACUCUAACGCAACCAUGCCUCAAACACCCACUCAUGCGCACCCUCAGGCCUACAUCGGCGAUCGAAACAUGGAGACACGCAAGAUUCACAUGGCCAUCCCCAAAAAUUUGAAUAUCUCUACUACCCCCGAGCCUGUCAGCAUGGGAGCAUCCCGCCCUACCCUUACCACCGGAGCCAGUCACGGAUCCAUGGGAAUGAUGGGACAGCCUGCGAUCCAGAAGCACCCUGGCUACGUUUUGGAAGGAGAAGGCCAGCGCGUGCUUAGCAAGAAGAAACUUGAUGACCUCAUCAGACAAGUAACUGGAGGUGGGGAAGGAGAGAAACUCACGCCCGAUGCUGAGGAGUUUGUUCUCCAAAUGGCCGAUGAUUUUGUCGACGACGUGAUCACCGCUGCCUGUCGUCUUGCCAAACUUCGUCCAUCCUCCACUUUGGACAUCCGCGACAUCCAGCUCGUCCUGGAGCGCAACUACAACAUGCGCAUCCCAGGCUUCUCAUCAGAUGAUCUACGUACAGUCAAGAAGCCGCACCCUACCCAAGGCUGGAUCCAGAAGAUGACCGCCGUUCAGGCUGCUAAGGUGACCCAAGGUCGCGCAGAGUAG
Messenger RNA from Arthroderma uncinatum, 1773 nucleotides. Its product is annotated as transcription initiation factor TFIID subunit 12. Gene Ontology annotation, cellular component: transcription factor TFIID complex; SLIK (SAGA-like) complex; SAGA complex. Bases 1 to 1773 code for a protein of 590 amino acids. The record is from RefSeq and is a predicted model, not a curated record. The transcript is spliced from 3 exons. Gene Ontology annotation, biological process: RNA polymerase II preinitiation complex assembly; DNA-templated transcription initiation. Lineage: Eukaryota; Fungi; Ascomycota; Eurotiomycetes; Onygenales; Arthrodermataceae. Gene Ontology annotation, molecular function: protein heterodimerization activity; DNA binding; TBP-class protein binding.